AUGCGUGCAGUGAAGAGCGCUUUAGAGAGCACAUACAGCUUAUUCUCUCAUGAUCAAGACCUCGUGGAGUACCCUAGCGUCGACGAAGAGCACGCAGCAGUAUUCAACAGUAUGGUUUAUGAUCCAUUUAGACAAGGUCAGCAUUUCGUAUCCUUUGAUUCGCUAAACAAUGCAGGGCUUCCUGGUGUCGCUCUUAUCGAUGUCCUCUUGGGACGUGCGAACCUCAUUGACCCAGAGGCACGUCCAUUGACCAAAUGCCAAUUGCCUUGGUUCACUCUCAACGUCGGCGCAUGGGGCAUUGAGAUGCUUCCCAAUUCCUUCGACAUCGUGCGAUUCCCAGUUAGAUCUUACGAGGGGAACACAUUGCCCCUAUGGGCGCUCGCGCACGCGGCUGCCUGGGCCGUUUUGAACCACUUGUGGCGCUUCCGAUGCCUUGGUCCCGAUACUGAGAACAUCAACAAGCCCGCCCAGUUCCUCCGUGCCUUCGAUAUCCUACGCAAGAUCCGUAUUCUCGGUCUUCUUGACCUCGAUAACCUCGACGAGCCUGAUACGCGUGCCUUCAGGAUUCACUAUGAAAUUCUUUGA
This is a messenger RNA of Pleurotus ostreatus (oyster mushroom), 585 nucleotides long. RefSeq lists its product as uncharacterized. NCBI's taxonomy places the organism in Eukaryota, Fungi, Basidiomycota, Agaricomycetes, Agaricales, Pleurotaceae. The record is from RefSeq and is a predicted model, not a curated record. The coding region runs from base 1 to 585 and encodes 194 amino acids. The transcript has 4 exons.